AUCUUUUACUAUUAUGGGUUCUUGUUUUCUUCAAUUUUAAAAGUCUCAUUUACACCUCACAUACAGCUCUCAGAAUUGUAAGAAAGAGUCUAUUGUUGUUUCUCUCAGAGGUAUUCACUGAACUGUCUCAUUUCCUCAUUAAUCUGGUCAUGAUGGUGAGGAAUGGAUCUUUGGAUGGAGAAGAUGAGUCUUCUUCAGAUUCUUUGCCAAAGGGUUGUCUGGAAAAUCUUCCUUCACUGACUUGGCAGCGGAAACUAAACUCAGCUGCAAUUAUACCUUCCCAAUUUACUAUGAGAAUUCCCGAGAUAGUGCACUUGCUUCCUCUAGGUUUGCGGUUGUAUAGGCAUAUAAAUGAAGAAGCUGCAAAGGGAACGCCAUCAAUAAUGGAUCCUUAUAACAAAAGGCUGAUCUCGUGUUACCAUGGCGUUCCAUUAGGCGGUAUUGGUGCAGGAAGCAUUGGUAGAAGCUUUAGAGGCGAGUUUCAACGCUAUCAAUUAUUUCAGAGACAAUGUGAAGAUACUCCGAUUCUAUCAAACCAGUUUUCUGUUUUUGUUUCACGGCCUAAUGGACAAAAGUUUUCCUCAGUGUUAUGCUCCGCAGCUCCUCCUAAUGAGAUCAAGGCAGGUAAAGGAUCGGGAAUCGAAUCUUGGAAUUGGAACCUUGAUGGAGAAAAGUGCACAUAUCAUGCUUUAUAUCCCAGAGCUUGGACUGUGUAUGAUGGUACUCCUGAUCCCGAGCUGCAAAUUAUAUGUCGCCAAGUUUCUCCUUUUAUUCCACACAACUAUAAGGAGAGCAGCCUCCCCGUAUCAGUAUUUGUAUUUACGCUCUCCAACACUGGAGUGGUUGAUGCAGAUGUCUCCUUGCUUUUCACAUGGGCUAAUUCAGUGGGUGGAACUUCUGGAUUCUCUGGCAAUCAUCUUAAUGAAAAGACCAAGAAGCAAGAUGGUGUACCCUGCAUUCUUCUACAUCACAAUACUUCAAAUGGCCAUCCCCCGGUAACUUUUGCCAUGGCAGCUCGAGAGACAGAGGAAGUCCGUGUCUCUGAGUGUCCAUGCUUCUCGAUAUCUGGAGAUUCCAACAAUGCAACAGCAAAAGACAUAUGGAAUCAAAUCGAAGAGCAUGGUUCGUUUGACUAUCUUAAGGAUGAUGAAACACCGACCCUUUCAGAACCGGGGUCAUCAAUUGGAGCAGCUUUAGCUGCCACUGCGACUGUUCCUUCUGGUGCAGUCCGUACUGUUACAUUCUCGUUAGCAUGGGAUUGCCCGGAAAUAAGGUUUCCUAGAGGCAAGACUUACCAUAGGCGGUAUACAAAAUUCUAUGGAACUCAUGGAGAUGCUGCUGCAGCUAUUGCUCGUGAUGCAAUCCUAGAACACGCCAACUGGGAGGACGAGAUUGAAGAAUGGCAAAAGGAGAUACUUGAAGACCAAACACUCCCAGAAUGGUAUCGCGUCACUCUUUUCAACGAGCUAUAUUACCUUAAUGCGGGGGGCACAAUCUGGACAGAUGGCUCUUUGCCUAUGCAAAGCAUUGCAACGAUUGGAGAAAGGAAAUUUACUUUAGAGAAGCCAAAAUCUGAGAUGGUUUGUAAUGGUGGCAGUCAAACUGACAAUAUUCAUAUCAACUUACUCGAGAGGAUGAAACAUACAAUUGAUAAAAUGAACUCACCAGUAGCAUCAAACUCCGCAUUUGGCACUUACCUGCUUCGAGAUGGAGAGGAGAACGUUGGGCAGGUCCUCUAUCUCGAAGGGAUUGAAUAUCACAUGUGGAACACCUACGAUGUCCACUUCUACUCCUCUUACGCGCUGCUUAUGCUAUUCCCCAAACUCGAGCUGAGCAUCCAGAGGGACUUUGCAAUGGCGGUUAUGAUGCACGACCCUUCGAAAAUGGGAGUACUGAGCGAUGGAACGUGGGUUCCCAGAAAGGCUCUUGGAGCUGUUCCUCAUGAUAUUGGACUCAACGACCCGUGGUUUGAAGUGAAUGCAUACAACUUCUUCAACACGGACAGAUGGAAAGACUUGAACUCUAAGUUUAUCCUUCAGGUCUAUAGGGAUUUUUAUGCCACCGGAGAUAAAGAGUUUGCCCGAGCUGUCUGGCCAUCGGUGUACCUGGCAGUAGCUUACAUGGACCAGUUCGAUAAGGAUGGCGAUGGCAUGAUUGAGAACGAAGGAUUCCCUGAUCAGACAUAUGACGCUUGGACUGUUAAGGGUGUGAGUGCUUAUUGUGGUGGGCUCUGGGUGGCUGCUCUCCAAGCCGCCUCAGCAUUGGCUCGAGAAGUUGAUGAUCUCAAAGCUGCAGAUUACCUCUGGCUCCGGUUUCAAAAGGCAAAGGCUGCAUACGACACGUUGUGGAACGGUUCGUACUUCAACUACGAUAACAGUGGCAAAUCAUCAAGUUCUUCAAUUCAAGCUGAUCAACUGGCAGGCCAAUGGUAUGCUAAUGCAAGUGGGCUUUCACCUAUCUCGAGCGAAGAGAAGAUCAGAAGUGCUCUACAGAAAAUUUAUGACUUCAACGUGUUGAAACUCAAAGGAGGGACGCGUGGGGCAGUGAACGGGAUGCUGCCAAACGGGAAGGUGGAUAAAACGGCAAUGCAGUCGAGAGAAAUAUGGACAGGAGUUACGUAUUCUUUAGCUGCUGCUAUGAUACAGGAAGGGCUUGUGGAAAUGGCAUUUCAUACUGCAAGUGGCAUCCAUGAAACUGUCUGGUCUGAAACAGGUUUGGGAUUUGCGUUCCAAACGCCAGAGGGGUGGAACUCCGAUGACAAGUACAGAUCACUAUGUUACAUGAGGCCAUUGGCAAUCUGGGCAAUGCAAUGGGCAUUGACAAAGCCAAAACAGCAAAACAAGGAGAUGAGCUACAACGUUGUUGAAAAUUCAGGGUAUCUAAAGCAGCAGGCGGGGUUUGAAGAGAUUGCUCGGGCUUUGAGGUUGCCAAAUGAAGAACCUUCUAAGAGCUAUUUGCAGUUGCUGCAUGAAUUAUUGUGUAGGAAAUUAGGGUUCUGAGUUUUAAACCACGUGCCCCUUGUUUGUUUUGAGGUUUCAAUUUCAUUCACUGGUGUUUGUGGUUGGAAUUAUUAAUUAUAUAAUUCUUAUAUAAUGUAAUUGAAUUGUAUAAUUUGUUGUCUCAGAUUAUUAAAAAAAAAAAAAUUUAAAAUCAA
Ipomoea triloba (trilobed morning glory) is the source of this 3154-nucleotide messenger RNA. Its product is annotated as non-lysosomal glucosylceramidase. Bases 150 to 2999 code for a protein of 949 amino acids. Gene Ontology annotation, cellular component: membrane. Lineage: Eukaryota; Viridiplantae; Streptophyta; Magnoliopsida; Solanales; Convolvulaceae. Gene Ontology annotation, biological process: carbohydrate metabolic process; glucosylceramide catabolic process. The record is from RefSeq and is a predicted model, not a curated record. The transcript is spliced from 20 exons. Gene Ontology annotation, molecular function: beta-glucosidase activity; glucosylceramidase activity.